This is a messenger RNA of Lolium perenne, 1177 nucleotides long. NCBI's taxonomy places the organism in Eukaryota, Viridiplantae, Streptophyta, Magnoliopsida, Poales, Poaceae. The record is from RefSeq and is a predicted model, not a curated record.
AAAACCUUGAUUUAGUAAUGUAUACGCCUGCUAGGAACGGACUUGUGUACCUGAAGUUCAAGUGCUGGAUUUUGCUUUGGUAUUGAUCCUCAAGAUCAAAUUUCCAUUGUGAUCUUGUUUGUACUUGGUAAAGGAAUGGGGUUGCUAGCUGCUUAGGCCCCUGCAUGCUUGCUUAAUGGACCAUCUAUCUACCGGUAAACGAGUAAUAACAACAUCUUGGGAGCUUUCUCAAACUUAUUGUAUAGAAGAAAAUGGGACUGCUGUUUAACUGUGACAAAUUAACAUUAGCUCAUCUAUAUCUAGUAAACAAACAGCUCAUGAUCUCGUCUAAGAAUUUCACGUGCUAUUAUGUGGUGGGUAAAUUUUGUAUUCUCUUGUAGCUCUCCAGGUUUGUAGCUUUUGAAUAUGUCAAAAUGGGAAUGUUCUCUUCUAAUCAUUCUCUUUGCCAUCACGCUAAGGUGCAUCCUGUUGUCUUCUCCGAUAAAUUUGUGAUUUUUGGCUGCCAUGCAAUCAUUGCUGCAGAGAAAGGGAGCUUCGCUACCCAGCCCGCGCCGCUGACGGGAGCAAGGAUGGGGUUCUUCUCUCUUUGUAACAAUGAAAAGGCCACAGUCCUAGGCAUCGGCCUCGCUGCUCCACCUCCUCUUCCUCUCCAAAAAAAAGUAAGCUUCGCUACCCAGUCCGCGCCGCUAACAGGAGCAAGGAUGGGGUUCUUCUCUCUUUGUAACAAUGAAAAUAUCACACAUGGCUACAGAAUCAAAUCUGUAUAGGCUGAGGUUAAAUGAGCCUUAAAUCCGUGCUGUUUACUUUGGCUUGAGAAUCAAAAUAGGUACCUGUUCUGUUUCUCGAAUUGUGGUCUGGAUGUGCAAGUAAAGUAACCAGGUCAUCCUAAAAAAAAUCAGUUGUUGAAGGAUAACCACGAAGAGCACAUCUAGGUUAGCAGAGAAGCUGGCAGACCUGUAGCAGCAACAGCCUGGUGCACCAUUCUCACAUGUCGGUAGCUAGAAGAAGACCCAUUUUUAUGCAUGCCGCUGCCUUGGUCAUGCCUGCGCCACCUGAGAUCUCAGAUUUGAGAGAAUUUAUGUAAUCCAUAUUUUGUUGUAAUAGUUAACCAUCAGUGUUUGUCCUAGAAUUGGAACUUAUUUGAUGCUGUGCGUGGAUCUGCUGGCUUUACCUUUGA